GGCACGCGACCGGCGACGCGACGAGAACGACGUACGCGCAGUACGCACGACGACUUCGCAAAUGACAGUCGCAAAUUAGAAAAAAAAAACAUCAAGCAAACAAACAAACAAAACAUUGCAAAACACCUUAAAAUUAAUCAAUUGCUUGUUGAUUUUCUUUACGUAAAUUAAUAUUAUAUUAAAAGAAGAGUCCUUAAUAUCCAAGCAGGACGAAACAUAGGUCGCAUUUAAAUUUGUGAUAAAUUUGUAAUGCCUGAGAACGAUACGACGGAGGAAAAGGAGUGGGUGAGAGGACCAGAGCACCUAGGCUCAGUAUGGUCGAGGAUAGCUCGAGCUAUUUACAAUCCUAAAGAAAGGAGCUUCUUGGGACGAACAGCCAAACGAUGGGGUAUCGUACUAGUAUUCUACUUGGUAUUUUACGCGGCGCUGGCGCUUCUAUUCGGCAUCUGCAUGGCGGGUCUGGUAUACCACAUUGAUGCUACCACACCAACAUACACGCUCGACCGAUCCUUAAUAGGUUCGAAUCCAGGAGUGACCUACAGACCUAGACCAAAUGACGGCAUCAAAAUCAGCAUCGACAUAAACAAUUUCACUGAAACUAAUGCAAUUUUAAAAGACCUCGACGAGUUUUUUCAGCCUUACUUAAUGGAUAGCAGUUACAAAUCGGAAAAUGGUUGCAAAUCUGACGACAAUUACGGGUAUCCCGACACACCGUGCCUUUUCAUAAAAAUCAAUAAGAUAUAUGGCUGGACACCGGUUUAUUACGAGAGCACGGAUUUGCCAGCAGACAUGCCGGAAGACUUAGUGGAGCAUAUCAAAGGAUUAGAUGCGAACGAGACUAAACGAGUAUGGAUAUCGUGUUUAGAAGAGAAAGAUAAUGGCACUACCAUAGAAUAUCCUUGGGGUCAAGGAAUCCAGGGGAGCUCCUUCCCAUUUUUGAACAAGGAAGGGCAGACGAGUCCUGUUGUAGCAGUGAGGAUCACUCCCCCAGUGGGAAAGCUGAUCGCGUUAAGAUGCCGCGCGUGGGCAAAGAAUAUCCAAUACCGCUUUAGCAUCAAGGACUUCUCCGGAUACACACCCAUCCAGGUGGACGUGGAAAACUCAGCCAACGUGACCGUCUAACUCUAUUAUAUACACAUCUUAUAUACAUAUAUUAUAUCCACUCUCAUAGAUAAAGUUUAAGUUAUUCCUUAUGUAAUGUGUACCGCGGACUGGCGGUAUUAUUCUUGUAAAUACGUCCAUGUGAGUGCUGGCCGUGCGCACAAAUAUAGCUUACAAAAAUAAUGUCAUAUUAGUUAUUCAAGCAACAUUGCGAUUGUCUUUCGCCUACUUAAUGCAAUACCACUUCACAGUCAUUGAGAAUUGGUUGAAGGAAAUUCAAUAGCCAAAGAACCAAUGCAGGAUAAUAAUAUUAUACAGAAUACAUCCCUUAUCCUAUUAGAAAUUCAUUUUUAAUGGGCACAUUUUAAAUCUAACACAUUUUAAGGGUGGGGUAGCCCUUGUAACGAUACUGAGAAAUUAGAAUUUAUAUCUCAAGC
This is a messenger RNA of Bombyx mandarina (wild silkworm), 1538 nucleotides long. Its product is annotated as sodium/potassium-transporting ATPase subunit beta-1. Lineage: Eukaryota; Metazoa; Arthropoda; Insecta; Lepidoptera; Bombycidae. Gene Ontology annotation, molecular function: ATPase activator activity. Gene Ontology annotation, cellular component: sodium:potassium-exchanging ATPase complex. The record is from RefSeq and is a predicted model, not a curated record. Gene Ontology annotation, biological process: intracellular sodium ion homeostasis; sodium ion export across plasma membrane; potassium ion import across plasma membrane.